GCGCUCUUCGGCUGCAUCGCGCUGGUCUCCACUCUCGCUUCCUUGGCUCAUGCGCAAACCACCGUCUCCGCUGGAGGCUCCGGCGUGCACAUCCUGUUCCAAACCGACAAGUGGGUGACGCCCUACAUCCACUACAAGGCCGGCACCGGCAGCUGGACCACGUCGCCCGGCGUGGCCAUGGCCGCCAGCACCAACUCCGCGUACCCGGCGAAGGACGGCUGGUUCCAGUUCGACGCUGCCUCGGCCACGUCGCUCGAGUUCGUCUUCAAUGACGGAGUCGGCAUCGUCUGGGACAACAACAACAACGCCAACUACAAGGUCUCGGCGGCCGGCUCCUACUCGGUCGUGAGCAAGGUGUCCGGCUUCAAGACGGGCGAUCUCCCUUACAUCCACUUCAACGCCGGCAGCGGCUGGACCACCGUGUCCGGGUACGCCAUGACGGCCAGCACGUACGCCGGCAAGUUCUCGGCUGCCAACGGCUGGUACCAGUACGAUAUCUCGUCCACGUCGUCUGUGGAAAUCGCCUUCAAUGACGGCAACGGAGUAUGGGACAGCAACCUCAACGCCAACUACGUGCGCUCAUCGCCUGGCGCCUACGCGUUCGUGAACCAGAACACGCAGACGCCCACGUCGGCCCCGUCCGUCCAGGGCUACGUCAAUGGGCCCGGGUACGCUGUCACGUCCACCAGCGAGUCGGCCGGUGUGCUCACCAUUAACCUGCAGGUGAACUCGGCCGCCACGGCCACCUCGUACGGCUCGGACCUGUCGGCGCUCGUGGUCACGGUCGCCAAGACGGAGAGCGACAGCGUGCGCGUCAAGAUCGUGGACAAGAACAACAAGCGCUGGGAGGUGCCCAAGAGCAUCUUCACGGCCGGCACGCUGGGGGCCGACAGCACCGCCACGGCCGCCGCAGCGGACCCGCUGUACACCUUCAACUACACGCAGAACCCCUUCACGUUCCAGGUGACGCGCAAGUCGGACGGCUACACGUUGUUCGACUCGUCGGGCAUCUCGCUCGUGGUCAAGGACCAGUACCUGCAGGCGUCCACGGUGCUGGGCAGCGACCUGAGCGUCUACGGCAUCGGCGAGAGCACGCGCGAGAACUUCAAGAUGGCGUCGGGCGACAAGCAAACGCUCUGGGCCCGCGACCAAGGAUCCGCGUCCGCCAACGUCAACACGUACGGCUCGCACCCGUUCUUCCUCGGCGUCAACAGCGCCGGCCAGGCCCACGGCGUGCUCCUGCUCAACAGCAACGGCAUGGACGUGACCAUGGACAGCGGCCACCUCGUGUACCAGACGAUCGGCGGCGUGCUCGACUUCAACAUCGUGGUGGGCCCCACGCCGGCCAACGUCGUCUCGCAGUACACGAAGCUCAUCGGCCGGCCGAAGCUCAUGCCGUACUGGUCGUACGGCUUCCACCAGUGCCGAUGGGGCUACGGCUCUGUCGACGCGCUGCGCACGGUCGUGAGCAAGUACGCGAGCAACAAGCUGCCGCUGGACGUCAUCUGGUCCGACAUCGACUACAUGAGGAGCUACCACGACUUCACGCUGGACCCGACCAACUUCCCGCAGGCCAAGAUGGCCGCCUUCAUGGACGAGAUCCACGCCGCCGGCCAGAAGUUCGUGCCGAUCAUCGACCCCGGCAUCCCGGACGACACCAACGACUACGCGUACACGAAGGGCCUGUCGAUGGAUAUCUUCAUCAAGGACACGAGCGGUAAGCCGUACCUGGGCCAGGUGUGGCCUGGGCCGACGGUGUUCCCCGACUUCUUCCACCCGAACGCCAAGUCUUACUGGGGUGAGCAGAUCCAGCUCAUGUACAAAAACUUCGCCUUCGAUGGCCUCUGGAUCGACAUGAAUGAGCUCGCGAACUUCUGCCCUGGAACGACUUGCGUGCGUCAGUCGGGCGUAACUUGCCCGAACACUGGAAGCAUCAAUGCCAUCACGACGUGUUGCUUGAGCUGCUCGGGUGACGGCAACAAGUACGACAACCCGCCGUUCAAGAUCAACAACGUCAACAGCCACGACGCCAUCUACAACAAGGGGAUCUCCACCAGUGCGUUACAGUACGGCAACAUCCGCCAGUACGACGCGCACAACCUGUACGGCAUCACCGAAUCCAUCGUGACCAAUUCCGUUCAGGAGGAGCUGGCCAACAAGAGGUCCUUCGUGCUCUCUCGGUCGACGUUCCCCGGCAGCGGUGUCCACGUGGCUCACUGGACCGGUGACAACGCCGCUACUUGGAACGACCUGCGGUGGUCGAUCCCCACUAUCCUCAAGUUCGGACUCUUCGGCAUCCCCAUGGUUGGUGCCGACAUCUGCGGAUUCUCUGGUGCUUCCAACAUGGAGCUUUGCGCGCGUUGGACGGCUCUGGGCUCGUUCUACCCGUUCUCGCGUAACCACAACAACCUCGAAGCUCCUUCGCAGGAGACGUACGUG
Messenger RNA from Phytophthora sojae, 2439 nucleotides. RefSeq lists its product as hypothetical. Gene Ontology annotation, molecular function: hydrolase activity, hydrolyzing O-glycosyl compounds; starch binding. The transcript has 2 exons. The record is from RefSeq and is a predicted model, not a curated record. Gene Ontology annotation, biological process: carbohydrate metabolic process. NCBI's taxonomy places the organism in Eukaryota, Oomycota, Peronosporomycetes, Peronosporales, Peronosporaceae. The annotation marks the transcript as partial.